UUUGGUGUUUCUUUUAUCACGAUCCAUCGUAGUGCCCUCUGUUUCUCUUCAGCUUGAAUGUUUUGUCGCUUCCACACCCUUUCUACUCUUGUUUUCUAUCACAUGCGUAUCUCUCCUGCUGUUCUUAGCGCAGAGGGACAGUAGAGGCUGGACAUGUGUGUUUUUAUUGGCCUUCCGGGAAGAAGAAAAAAAGGCAGUUUCCUGUGUGGGGUUGAGGGUGGGUUGUGAUUUCAGAGCAGCCUGAAAGCAGAGGCUCCUCAUAGCAUAUCAGAGGAUGUGUGAAUGAAGACAAUUCAACAUAUCAGCUUCACACUAUACUUUUAUACUUAGUACAACACACCACAACCAAGAGAGGAAGAGGAGGCCUGACUCAUGAGUGACUAUUUGAAACUUGUCUGGUCAUCAUUUCUACCCAGGGAUGGAUAAGGAUGGCUAUAAUGGUGGGAAGCCAAAGACUUUUGUUUCUACUUUCCGGAUGGUCCUCAAGCCUCAAGCCAGAACUUUCUGUGUGGAGAAGCAGAAAGGUUUAGAGGAUGGACUGGAUACCAGUAACAGGACAUUAGUGGGAAACAACAAACUGGGAGUCUCAUCUGCAACAGAUUCCAGGCUGACAACCCUGCAGGCGCUUGAAACGCCUCGCUUCAAACAACCACUCAGGGACUGUGCAGUUUUUGAAGGAAGUAAUGCUACUUUUCAAGGUGUUAUCACAGGAAGUCAACCUCUGAGCAUUUCCUGGUUACACAAUGGGGAGAGGGUGCACUCAAGUACAUCCUUAAAAAAUGGUGUUGCCAGUCUGACUGUGACUCAGUGUUCACCUGGAGAUGCCGGGACGUAUACCUGCAUAGCUGAGAACGCUGCUGGGAAACAGUCAAGUGGUGCUGUGUUACAUAUCACAGCAACAAAGGAAAUCCCCAGAGCAACCAACCAUGAGCUGCACAGUGAGGUCACAUUCAAGGUUGCGUCAUCCAAAAACACUCAAUUGUCCUUAGCUUCUAAAGAGAGAAGCCAACACAGAGAAGAAGACAAAGUCUCCACAGCUAUCAGAGAUAUCAACCUGCAAACAAAAGUCUCCACAAGCAAAGGGCCUCCUGUGGAGUUUGUAGACCCACCAGACAAGGUGGAGGUUCGAGUAGGAGAGCAGGCCCGGCUACACUGUGAGUUCAGGAGCAGCUGUGUCCCUGUGGCCUGCUGCUGGAUUUACAAAAAAGGCAAGGUGGUGGUAGGAGGGCCAAGGAUUUCUGUCCGGAGCAGUGACACACAAAGCGCUGUGGAGAUCUCUCAGGCCCGUCAGGAUGACACAGGCUCGUACACCAUCAUAGUGCGAAACAGAAAAGGCUCUGCCCAGCAUACCGUCUCCCUCAGUGUCAUAGACCGCCCUGACCCACCGGCAUCCCAACCUGUUAUUUCCAAGCUGUCCACUCAGUCUCUGGUCCUCUCCUGGACGGGCCCCAGCUACGAUGGAGGUACAGCAGUGCUGGGCUACAACGUGGAGGUCAGACAAGAGGGCCAGGACAAGCCUGAGAGCUGGACUGAAGUAACAAGUUGUUGCAAAAGCACAACCCACCACAUCCAUUCAGGCCUCGAGCCUCUGGGGCAGUACCGCUUCCGUGUCAGAGCCUACAACUCAGCAGGGGUCAGCGAACCAAGCCAGGAGUCUGAGUGUGUCAAGAUGGCGACAAGUGCAAAUGAAAAAAAGAAGGAAGAGUCUGAGUCGUACAUAACGGUGACCAUUGACACCAAACACAAGGUCAAGGACCACUACAAUGUGCAUGAGAGGCUGGGAGUUGGGAAGUUUGGCCAAGUGUUCCUGAUGUCCCACAAAGACACGGGUCAGAAAGUUGCGGGGAAGUUCUACCGAGCCCGGACCUUAAAGGAGAGGACGGCAGCUCGCACAGAGAUCAAACUAAUGAACCGUCUUCACCACCCAAAACUGGUCCAAUGUCUGGCUGCAUAUGAAACACGCUCCGAGAUGGUCAUGGUCAUGGAGUAUAUUGAAGGUGGGGAACUCUUUGAACGCAUCGUGGAUGACAACUAUGAGCACACGGAGCUCACCAGUGCCCACUACAUGCAGCAGAUCCUGGAGGGCAUGCAGUACGUUCACAAGCAGAAUAUCAUCCACCUGGACCUCAAACCAGAGAACAUCAUCUGUAUGAAUACAACUGGUACACGGAUCAAGAUCAUCGACUUUGGCUUGGCUCGUGAACUGGAGGAGGGUAAACCUCUGAUGGUGAUGCAUGGUACACCGGAGUUUGUGGCCCCUGAGGUGAUCAACUAUGAGUCUGUGGGCCUGGAGACAGACAUGUGGAGCAUCGGAGUCAUCUGCUUUGUCUUGCUCAGUGGAGAAUCACCCUUCCAGGGGAACAACAAUGCUGAGACUUUGGCUCUUGUGACUGCUGCCAGCUUUGAGUUUGACCAGGAGAGUUUUGAGGACAUCUCUGAUCAAGCUAAAGACUUUAUCAGCUCCCUGCUGAAAAAAAACCGCAGAUGCAGGUUGUCAUGUACCGAGGCACUCGCCCACCCCUGGAUGGCCUCUUUUACCCCACUGAACCGCAGACCCACCAAAUCCCUUAAAAAGGAGAAGAUGAGACGCUUUCUGGCCAAGCGCAAGUGGAAGAAAACUGGCAAGGCUGUUUUGGCCCUACAGCGGAUGUCUAAUCUCUCUAACAGGCCAGACUCUCCUGGCAGCUCCUCAGAGGAGCCAGGCUGGAGCCAAGAGGCAGAGAAGGCCAUCCAGUCACUGGAUAAGCAGCUUCAGAGUGAACCUCGCUUCCAGCACGCCCUAAAGGACGCCACCCUUCCCAAAGGAGCAACAGCUCGGCUAACAUGCCUCGUGAAUGGUUACCCGCAGCCGGAGGUGAAGUGGCUCCACAAUGAGAAGCCGGUGUCUGAAUCAAACAGAGUGACCAUGGAGCAACAUGAAGACGGGCUCUGCUCUCUGGUUCUGACUGGUUUGGAGCCUUCUGACUCUGGGGUUUAUGUGUGCAGGGCCGGCAACAAGCUGGGGGAAGCAAUGUGCUCUGCCAAACUGAAAGUGGAGAUAUGAUUGUGGUGAACCAGUGGAGGCAACAACUUAAGAUUUCCUUUAUUUGGAUAAAGCCUGGACUUUGAUGUGACACGGAUGAGUACACGGGUUGACAGUUAUUCAAUGCAACACAAAAGGCUGCGUACACAAAAUGUCAAGGCAAAAAGGGUGUGUUUGGGGAGAAUAAUAAGGUUUACCCAGAGCCCUUUUUCUUUCACAAGCUAACAGUUACUAGUGCACAAAGUCUGUAUUCUUUAAAUAUGUAGUUAGCAUGUUCAGCUGCCAAUGCACAAGGUUUUGUUGCACUGAAACAAGGUGAUAUCAUGCUACAGCUAAGUCACAUUACAAUUGUACAUUUUGCACAUUGUUCAAAUGUAAAUGUUUUUAAAAUGUGUUAUCAUUAAAGGCGGAAUUUGAGAA
Messenger RNA from Perca fluviatilis (European perch), 3442 nucleotides. Its product is annotated as myosin light chain kinase, smooth muscle-like. Gene Ontology annotation, biological process: protein phosphorylation. Bases 419 to 3043 code for a protein of 874 amino acids. Lineage: Eukaryota; Metazoa; Chordata; Actinopteri; Perciformes; Percidae. The record is from RefSeq and is a predicted model, not a curated record. Gene Ontology annotation, molecular function: protein binding; protein kinase activity; ATP binding. The transcript is spliced from 17 exons.